ACGUGACAACGUGCGAGUUGAAAGUUCAAAGACAUUUGCGCUUCUCUCGCCAGUUCCGCUCUCUGUUUUCACAACAGAGACUCUUUUUUUUAUUUUACAAAACGGCGUGAAAUUAUUUAAAAUAGGUACUCAACAGCCCACCGGAGAUCAUAUCCAAGCGCUGCAGAGAAUGCUGGCUACAGGAGCAGCUGUAACCACGGCGCUGGCGCAAGUGGAUAGGGAAAAGAUCUAUCAGUGGAUAAACGAACUGUCCAGCCCAGAGACCCGCGAGAAUGCCCUGCUCGAACUCAGUAAAAAGCGAGAAUCUGUCCCGGAUUUGGCACCCAUGCUGUGGCACUCUUGUGGGACCAUAGCUGCACUCCUGCAGGAGAUUGUGAAUAUCUAUCCCUCCAUCAACCCCCCCACGCUGACAGCGCACCAGUCCAACCGGGUGUGUAAUGCCCUCGCCCUUCUGCAGUGUGUAGCCUCUCAUCCAGAAACAAGAUCAGCGUUCCUCACGGCGCACAUCCCUCUUUUCCUGUAUCCGUUUUUACACACUGUGAGCAAAACGCGGCCCUUUGAAUACCUCCGACUAACCAGUCUAGGAGUCAUAGGCGCAUUGGUAAAAACAGAUGAACAGGAGGUGAUCAACUUCCUGUUGACGACAGAGAUCAUUCCACUGUGUCUACGGAUUAUGGAGUCAGGCAGUGAGCUGUCCAAAACGGUUGCAACUUUCAUACUACAGAAAAUACUCCUGGAUGACACGGGACUUGCAUAUAUUUGUCAAACUUAUGAACGCUUCUCCCAUGUUGCCAUGAUACUUGGCAAGAUGGUUCUUCAGCUCUCGAAAGAGCCCUCUGCUCGUUUACUGAAGCAUGUCGUACGUUGUUAUCUACGCCUUUCUGACAACUCCAGAGCCAGAGAGGCCCUUCGCCAGUGUCUUCCAGACCAGCUCAAAGACACCACUUUUGCCCAGGUUCUGAAAGACGACACCACCACCAAGCGCUGGCUGGCACAGCUGGUCAAAAACUUGCAGGAGGGACAGGUCACAGACCCAAGGGGCAUCCCCUUACCACCACAGUAGCUCCUCACAUGCCCCAAACAUCACCAGCAAGGCUCCAGCAGCCUGAGAGAAGCCGCCCGUUUGAAAUACGGACACAAAUAAGGGCACUUGUAUUUUGUUUUUGUACAGACUUUAAGUAAUGGGAAAAGGAACCUUGAGCCUUGUUGUUCUAUGGCCAAUCUACCCAAUCUCCAAGUGUGUGGAUGCUCUCUUUGUAUCAAGAAGUUUUCUUUUUGUUGACUGUCCAAUAAAAUGUUGAAGCUCG
Osmerus eperlanus (European smelt) is the source of this 1307-nucleotide messenger RNA. It is a transcript of the gene cnot9, whose product is annotated as CCR4-NOT transcription complex subunit 9. Bases 170 to 1063 code for a protein of 297 amino acids. The record is from RefSeq and is a predicted model, not a curated record. Gene Ontology annotation, cellular component: P-body; CCR4-NOT core complex; CCR4-NOT complex. The transcript is spliced from 8 exons. Gene Ontology annotation, biological process: negative regulation of translation; mRNA catabolic process. Lineage: Eukaryota; Metazoa; Chordata; Actinopteri; Osmeriformes; Osmeridae.